CUCCUCACUUCUCAGUACACUCACUUUCCAGCACUUCACUUGACCCUCCUCACUCUUCACUGCCAUUACACAAUCUUCUCCAACACAUUCUUCCAAGAAAACACAAAAAAAUGGCAUCAUCAGAUGCUCCACCGUUCUUCAUCCUUGGCCCCCUCAUCUUCUUCCUCCUCCUCCAGUUUUCCUCCAUCGCUCUCUCCGCCUCCCUCCACCCUCCCGCCACCAUCUCGCCCACUAAAGCUCCUACUGCACCCAGCCCUUCCACUUCCCUCCACCCUCCCACCACCAUCUCUCCAACUAAAGCUCCCACUGCACCCCGCCCUUCCACCUCCCCAACCCCAGCAUCCUCCCCAACCCCAGCAAAACCCACACCUUCCACUCCAACUCCCACCUCCGCCUCUUUACUGGACCCAAAACAAGUAAGAGCCCUCCAAUCCCUCAACAUCCCAACUGGCAAAAACCCCUGUUCUCCCCUCCACAACUCCACCAUGAUUUGCGAUUCCUCCAAGCCCUUUAGGCACCUCGUUUCUCUCACCUUAGCCAAUUGCUCAGAUGAUGUUGCUCUGUCUCUUACAGCUCUGAAAACCCUCUCAACUUUAACUUCUUUUAAGUUUAUUGACUGCCCCAUUUCUCCCAUUCGCUUCCCCUCUGAGCUCACCUCAAAUCUUCACUCUUUCACAUGCAUCAAUAGCCUCAAGAAACUCACUGGAGUUUGGCUAAGUAGGUUACUAAAUGUAACUGAUUUAACUGUUUCCCAUGUGACUGUUAUUGCUAGUGGCCCUGCUAUAAUCCUUGGCAGCAUGAAAAACUUGCGUUCUGUUACAAUUUCACACACAAAUCUCACUGGAUUUCUCCAAAAACAUUGGCAUCCGAAUCUCACGCAUUUAGAUUUGUCUGGCAAUCAGCUAAAAGGGAAAAUACCCUCUUCCUUAAAUGUUAUGGAGAAUCUUUUGGUCCUGAAUUUGUCAUCCAAUUCGCUUGAUGGAGAAAUCCCUCCUGGUAUUGGGGACUUGACUUCGCUGCAGAAUCUGUCGUUGGCCUCAAAUUCACUAUCAGGGUCGAUCCCGGAUUCGAUAGCAGCAAUGCCGGACUUGGUCCAUCUUGAUCUGGGGUCUAACCAGCUAAAUGGAACAGUUCCCAAGUUCGUUUCCGACCUGAAGAAGUUGAAGUACUUGAAUCUUGAGAAUAACAGUUUUCAUGGGGUUUUGCCUUUUAAUGCUUCUUUCCUGAAGAAAUUGGAGGUUUUCAAGAUUGGUAGCAAUGAUAAUUUAUGUUAUAAUCAUUCAAGUUUUGCUGUGAAAGUGAAGAUGGGGAUUGCUCCUUGUGAUAAACAUGGAUUGCCUAUGUCCCCUCCUCCAGCUAAGGAUUCAUCUCUAGAAAGUUCAAGUGAUAGCUCUGAUGAUAAUGACAAUAGUGGUGAUAAUGCCAGCCCCAACCGGGACCAUCAUGGUGGCACUAGUAAGGAAGAGCUUUACUGCACUUUUUGUACCUAUUUGUGGCAAAUCUUGAUUGUCUUUUACAUGGAUAUGAGGGAAAAGAUGAUACUAUUGCUCCACAAGUAUUGCAGGAGGAAUUCAAAGGAAACAUAUGCGCUGUGAAUUCUAAUGUAUAACAUCAGAGAAAGGAAAAUCAAGUCCCAGAACUAGGCAUAUCCCCUGCUGCUGCUGAUAAUGUUAGAUUUAGCUUUUUCAUUAUCACGACUCACUAAUAUGAUCUUGCUCAUCCUGACUCCUAACAGGAAAUUUGCAAAUCAAUUUUCUAUGAUCUGCUAGCUAAACUAAAGCUGCUGAUGCCAUUAAUUUCGAUACCAUCACCCUAUUUUGUUAUCUCUGCAGUACGAGGACACGUUCUGCUGAGAUUUCUGACAUUGUAUAUGGCUUAUAUAUAUAUAUUCCAGUUUCCGUGUCA
Coffea arabica (coffee) is the source of this 1905-nucleotide messenger RNA. Its product is annotated as receptor-like protein 51. Lineage: Eukaryota; Viridiplantae; Streptophyta; Magnoliopsida; Gentianales; Rubiaceae. Gene Ontology annotation, molecular function: protein binding. The record is from RefSeq and is a predicted model, not a curated record.